Molecule: messenger RNA, 996 nt
Organism: Caenorhabditis angaria
Lineage: Eukaryota; Metazoa; Nematoda; Chromadorea; Rhabditida; Rhabditidae
Source: the annotation of a GenBank genome assembly
AUGAAAGAAAAUCGACCACUUGCCGAACAAAUGGCACAAUUGAAUGCACCUGAUACGACAACUGAAAAUUCAUAUAUGGAUGGAUCUUCUUUGAGAAACGAAACGUGUCCAGCCGCAUUGCUUCGUUCAAUCGAUGAAAGUCUCGAAAAACUCUCGCAGGUAAGAAUUUUUUGAGGAAAUUUCUAAUCUAAAUCUAUAUAUAGACUUUUUCACAGAAAAAACGCGAAAAGCCAGCCGUACCAGCGCCGUGUCGCAAAGAAAUGUCAGCAACCUACAAAAUCUCGUUAUGCGACGUAUUUAAUCGCGAAGGAAAAUGUCCGUACGGCACGAGUUGUCGGUUUGCACACGGCAAAAACGAGCUGCGAAUGCGAGACCAGCGACCAGCGAGAACUGUGAAAUUCGGCGGGAUUUUUUAUGCGGCGCCCGCGAAACCAGCGAGAGGCAGAUGUCGCAAUUUUAUGGCUGGGAAUUGUCGGUUUGGAGAAAGGUGGGAAAUGGGAGUAGUGGGCUGAAAAUAGGUAUAAGUUGCUUUUUCAGAUGUCACUAUUUACAUCUGGUUGAUAGCAGCGAAAUGCCAAAAUUGAUGAACACGACAAUUCAGCCAUACAUCAAUCAAUCGUUUUCGGAAGUGCCGAGACAAUUGGAAACACCACCACAGGCUAUGAUGUAUCCACAACAACAACUUCAACCGGAUUUCAAUCAGACGUAUGUAAAGAUCUUAUUGGAUAGUGUGCAAUUACUUUUAUACGAUACUUUCGAAAAUAACUUUAUUUCAGACUACCAGCACAGGGAACAACAUAUUACUAUCAGCAAGUUCAACAAGCUCCUCAACAAUUUGCUCAAUUCCAACAAUAUCCAUAUUAUAUGAUGAAUAAUCCGUCAUCUUUUCUUCCUCCAUUUCCACCACCUCAAUCAUCUCAACAAUUGCCAUAUUAUCAAAUGUAUCCACCUUUUCCACAACCAAUGAUACAACAAAAUGUCCAAUAUUAUCAAUGA